AUGGAUCCUUCGCCACAUACUCAACCCGCCUCUGACAGCGACGACGAGAUCACCGGGACGCCGGCGGAAACGCUGCAGCGAAGACCAGCGCAGCGCGAGUCGGUGGCGGGGAGUCUGCAAAAUCGAAAUGCGAGCGGGAUAUGGUGUGGGGCGGUGAUUGGACGCGGGGAGCGGACGGAGGACGUGCUGCCCAACCCGCUGCCAAUCGCCUCACCAUCGCCAUCGUCAUCGCCAACACGGACGAAUGGAUGUGGGACACGUGUCCACGCGUCUGCUUACUGGGCAGGCGGACGAUGGGUGGCGCCGCCGGAAGGAGUGAGCGCCGCUGUCAUCCCGCUGGAGAGCACGUACUUCGACCCCGAUGCGGCGCGGAUGCUGGAGCUAGGAGGAGCAGCGGGGUGUGGGUGUGCGGCACGUGGUGUGGGCUGUGCAGUCUGUGGGAAUGCAUUGGGUGCGCUGUUUACGCCAUGCAGGACGCAUACGGCGCGCGGUACCGGGGCGUUGCGCCGGCAACAGCAUUAUAUUUUCCUGCCGGGCCACGUUAGCCCCGCCAUUCAAGACGCGUUAACCCGACCAGUCCCCACAACGACACACGCUACCGCAGACGCCACGCCCCGCCCACCCGCAGUCACACUGCCGCCGUCCACGACAUUGCCCAUUCGCAACGCAGGCCCAUCGGUAGAAUCAGGCGGGCCCUUCCCCACAAUAGCGCCCGCGACGCUGGAGAGGUUCAGGGCGGCCGAUGCGGAGGUCCGCCAAAGGCUGCAGGCAGAAACGGCCCGGGGAGAUGUCGAUGCCACCCCCCCCGUACCAGACACGUUUAUGGCGAUGGAGAGUCCGUUCCGGGAGCUGUACCAGCGGCUGCGCGAACGGGCCGGUGACACAGACGCUGGAAACACCAAUUCAAGCAAUGAAGAGAACGGCGGGCAGGGCCGCGGCGCAACUGAAUCCACCACCAAUCCCAACCAAGCCGGCAGCAAUAACCGUGAACUUGAAGCUGAUUCAGACGACGCCAUCAUGCGCCUCUUGGACGCAGAACCGAUUCGGAGGGCGCUGGGGCCCGAGACGCACGCGGUGGGCCCCUUCGGCGACGCCGAGCUCCUCGCUGGUCCCGGACCGGGCGCUUGGGAAGCGGGCGCUGGCUGGCCCGAGCCGCCGCCGCCGCCGGGGAUCCUCCCUCCGCUGGAGAUGCUCGCGCCGCGGCCUCCGGUCAUGGGCGCCGGGCCGGGGAAUCCGGCGGCUGCGAUAAGAGAUUCACCCACAGCUGACCAACCGCUUCCUCAGGCGAUAGAACCGCCGCCGACAGGCGCAACCGUGGCCGCGCCGACCGACGGCGUGGAGGAGAUGAUCGAGGUGCUGCGCAUGGUGGCUGAGAUGGGGACGCCGGUCGCGCCUCCCGCGCCUGCCCCGGCGGCGGACCGUGACCGUCGCGCUGCGUUGCGCCGACUGGCGGACGAGCAGGACCGGAUGGACCGCGGGACGCCCGGGCCGGUGACAGGGGCGAUGGAUCGGGAGUGGGACGCGUUGCGUGUGCGGGCAGCCAGAGACCGCGUCGCGGCGGCCCGGCUGGAGGCUGCUGAAACGGAUGGCGAGAUUGCGCCGUGGUACAACCCAACGCCGGACUCGGAAGCCGGCCCGCGCAGUGCGAGUACGAUGCCGCCGGAACGAUCUGAAGCGCCGAUGGGGCCAGUUCCUGCAGGGAGCCCAUCGCCGCCGCCCCGGUUGCUAGUAGGGGCCCACGCGCGGAGGGCCCUGAUGGCGCGCAGGCAGGCGGAUGCAGGUGGUAGUGGCGAGGGGAGUGCGGUGCCUGCCCGAGACCCGGUCGCCCCCACGGUAACUACAACUACAACGGUCCCCGUCCGGCCAAUCGCGUCCGGCCCGCCCACGCCGGCCGCGGGCGAUGCUGUGGACAGACCCAACGAAAUGCCGGGGCCCCGGCUACUGACAGCGGCGCACGCGCGGAGGUCCAGGAUGGCGGCGGUACCGGUACGGGCGGGCCAAACGGCCGCAGCGGUCCCUGCAACGGUCCCCGUCCAGCCAGUCGCGCCCGGCCCGCCCACACCGGGCGAUGCUGUGGACAGGCCCUCCCACGGCGCAGGCGGGGACGGCUGCGGGUAG
Molecule: messenger RNA, 2118 nt
Organism: Mycena indigotica
Lineage: Eukaryota; Fungi; Basidiomycota; Agaricomycetes; Agaricales; Mycenaceae
Exons: 7
Coding region: 1-2118 (705 amino acids)
Source: RefSeq, a predicted model, not a curated record